GAAUGAGAGCUUAUUCUCUCUGGUUUCUUCUGGACACUCACAAUGGAGCCAUUGGCGAUUUUGUUGGCUGUCGGCCUAUUUCUUGGGGCAACAUCGGCAGCCUCGCUAGGCGUCGUGGAAACAGAAGGGGGCAGUGUUCAGGGAACUAAUGUCCGCCUUGGGCUUCGCCGCUCUAUGGACGUUUUCAAAGGAAUACCCUUUGCUGCAAAGCCGGGAACCUUUGAGAAACCCAAACCGCAUCCUGGAUGGACAAAUACCCUCAAAGCCACUAAGUUUGCCAAGCGUUGUCUCCAGAAGAGCAUGCUGCAGACGUCAUCGUUCGGGGUGGAAGACUGCCUGCACCUCAACAUCUGGGUGCCUCAUGGCCUUUAUGUCUCCUCCAACCUGCCUGUGAUGGUCUGGUUCUAUGGGGGCGGUUUCUUGGCGGGGGGCUCCAUGGGCCCCAACUUCUUCGACAACUACCUGUACGGCGGACAGGAGAUCGCCGACAGGGGGGACGUCAUCGUGGUGUCGGUCGGCUACCGUGUGGGAACUCUGGGUUUCCUCAGCUCGGGAGAUUCUCAACUACCCGGUAACUACGGACUGUGGGACCAGCAUGCUGCCAUCGCCUGGGUCCACAGGAACAUCCGCUCCUUCGGAGGAGACCCCGACAACGUCACCCUCUUCGGGGAAUCUGCUGGUGGAUCGAGUGUUAGCUACCAGACUCUCUCACCGUACAAUAAAGGGCUGUUCAAAAGAGCGAUCUCUCAGAGCGGUGUUGCCAUGUGCCCUUGGGCAAUAAGCAGAAAUCCUCGCAAUGUAGCAGAAGAGGUUGCUGUGAAGGUCGGGUGUCCCACAGAUGACAAAAUGGUCGCCUGCUUGAAAUCCGUUAACGCCAAGAAGUUAGUGAUGGCUGCUCCCCUUUUCGUAUCAGGCUCCCCAGAUAAGCCGGCGCUGAAUGCCAUGGUCCUGUCUCCGGUGGUGGACGGAGACUUCCUCCCGGAGGACCCGGUCCGUUUGUUCCACAACGCGGCUGACAUCGACUACCUGGCCGGGGUGAACAGCAUGGACGGACACCUCUUCACCUCCCAGGACAUCCCCGCCAUCGCCGAUAAGGGAAACAUCACUGUGGACGAUGUUACUGCGCUCCUGCGGUUCUACACCAAGGACAAAGGUCAGGCGGGUCUGGAGGCUGCCUUGGCUGAGUACACCGCCCAUUGGGGCCCCAGCCCCAGCCAGGACCAGGUGAAGAUCACUGCUGUCGAAGUUGGCACAGACCACUACUUCCUGGCGCCCGUACAGACGGCCAUCUACCUUCAUGCAGCAGCAGCCAAGUCCGGACACACCUACUCCUACCUGCUGUCAGAGCCCAGCUUGCUGAUUGGUCCAGGUAGACCCUACCACACCUGGGUUGGGGCGGACCACGCUGACGACCUGCAGUACGUGUUCGGGAAGCCCUUCACCACCCCCAAAGCGUACGGGGACGCCCAGAGAGACCUCUCAGGCUACUUCAUCUCCUUCUGGACCAACUUUGCCUGGACCGGUGAUCCCAACGUGGGAAAGAGCAAGGUGCCCCUGACCUGGCCGAAGUUCACCUGUUCAGAACAGAAAUACCUGGAGAUCAACUCCAAGAUGGACCGAACCUCUGUUGGCCAGAAGAUGAGGAGUCGCUUUGUACACUUCUGGACCAACACGCUUCCAAACCUCCCAUCUGUUAAAUACUGAUAUUUUGUGACUGUGAGAUCAAAUAUAAACUGCGGUAUAGUAGGAAUACUGCUGCGUAAUAAACUUGACUUCUUUACACUGA
This is a messenger RNA of Gadus morhua (Atlantic cod), 1786 nucleotides long. RefSeq names its product bile salt-activated lipase. The coding region runs from base 43 to 1704 and encodes 553 amino acids. Lineage: Eukaryota; Metazoa; Chordata; Actinopteri; Gadiformes; Gadidae. The transcript has 11 exons. The record is from RefSeq and is a predicted model, not a curated record.